Molecule: messenger RNA, 954 nt
Organism: Penicillium cosmopolitanum
Lineage: Eukaryota; Fungi; Ascomycota; Eurotiomycetes; Eurotiales; Aspergillaceae
Product: NUDIX hydrolase
Exons: 5
Coding region: 1-954 (317 amino acids)
Biological process (GO): coenzyme A catabolic process
Molecular function (GO): coenzyme A diphosphatase activity; acetyl-CoA hydrolase activity
Source: RefSeq, a predicted model, not a curated record
AUGGAGUUAACGGAAGCUAUCAAUAGACUUCGAACAUACGUUCCUCCGCCAACGGCAUAUGGAGACGUCCCGCUCAGUAGACGAGCUGCAGUAUUGAUACUGCUGUAUGCCGAUCCUAAUGGCGAGCUGCGAGUUGUGAUUACGAUCCGGGCCAAGACAUUGAGUUCGUAUGCAGGCGAAGCUGCUUUACCAGGAGGAAAAGCAGAUACACUAGACGAAACGCCAUUCCAGACCGCACGCCGCGAAGCAUGGGAAGAAAUCGGCUUAUCCGAUAUCGACCAGCCACUGCCGGCACCAUUUACUGUCGAGCACCUCUGCGAGUUGCCGGCAAAUCUUGCCAAAACGGAACUGGUUGUGCGGCCCUGCGUCGCAUUACUGCACUCAUUUGACGAGGCGACGGGCGCGAAUGCAGACCCUGAGAUCUCGCUAAUUCCUAAGCUAGAUGCGCGUGAAGUUGCGGCUGUGUUUACGGCGAGAUUUGAGGACUUUUUGCGCUUGAAUAUUGAGCAUGAUGAUGAUAAGCACAAGCACCGGGGUCAAGGUGUUGACAAGGAUAAGCAUGCGGAUCCGGGGCAGUGGUAUCGCGGGUCGUGGAGUUUGUGGCACCAUUCCAACUGGCGCAUGCACCAUUUCUUUGUCCCGGUCAACGAGCGAGUGGUCAAGCCUCGGGGUGGGGGUCAAAGUCCGUCACAACAACGGGCGGUGGAGGAGCUAGAAGCGCAGGAACAGAGUGGGCUAGUGCAGCGAUAUCGCGUGUUCGGAAUGACCGCGCGAAUCAUCGUGGACGCAGCGCGAGUGGCGUAUGGGCGUGAACCUGAGUUCGAGCAUAAUAGCCACUUUGGGGAUGAAGCGAUGAUCGCCCAAUUGCGGCGAAUGGGUCGAUUGAGCGCCCGACGCCAACCCUCGGACGAACUGACCCGCGAAAUGAUGGAGCGGGCAGCUAAACUCAGUUAG